GUCAACAGUAAGGCUUCGGCGAAAGAUUCAAGUGGCACUGACGCGCUUAUUUAUUAAGGGUCCUAUUUUUGAAGAAAAAGAAGGAGCCAUGCUGCAGAACUCAGAAUCACGCUUCUGAGAAGACUUUUUAAAAACAUUUUUAUUUGCUAAACAAUCAGCGUGGAGACAAAGACACACCUGCAAUGAGUCAAAAAUCUCUUAAUUCGGAAAUGAAAAUGGAGAGCAGAAGCAGCCGCAUUGGAAACAGAGACAGGCUUGGACUGAGCUUUACUAUUGAUUACCUUCUGUUCAAUGGAGGGGUCAAAGGUUCUACAGUAGAAGUGACAGGAAGUAGUGCGGCAGAACAGACAGAAAAGGACACGCUAAACCAUCAGGAUCCUAAACGCGAAGAGGUGGAGAUUCAUUGUCAGACAUCAGGGAAGCAAUCCAAGAAGUCAGAGGCGGGCGAUGACAAAAGUAAUACCCAAGAAGAGGAGUGUGAUGAAGAACAACAAGAGGAGGGGGAGGAGGAAGUGACCACCACCACAACCUGUACGAACUCUGAUUCAGAGAAAUCCGAGGACAAACCCAACCAGUCAUACAUCGCACUCAUCUCCAAGGCGAUCCUGGCGUCUGAGGUGAAGAAACUGCUGCUGUGUGACAUCUACCAGUGGAUCAUGGACCACUACCCUUACUUCAAGAGUAAGGAUAAAAACUGGAGGAACAGCGUGCGCCACAACUUGUCCCUCAAUGACUGCUUCAUCAAAGCGGGUCGAAGCGACAACGGUAAAGGCCACUUCUGGGCGAUUCACCCGGCCAACUAUCAGGACUUCUCUAAAGGGGACUACCAUUGUCGGAGGGCACGGAGAAGGGCACGGAGGGUGGCAGGACAGCUCCGCCUGGCCUCCCUGACCUCCCCCUACCACCCUGCAACCACCCUUACACACCGCCCUCACAGGAUGACCUGUUGGUGCUGUCCUCAGGCCCCCACAUUUCCUUUGCCUUGUCUGGCUCCCAGACUCUACUGGCCGUGGUCCAACAUGCAUCCACAAGUCGGUCUUCACCUGGGCCUGAAUGCCUCUGUACCCUGA
This is a messenger RNA of Nematolebias whitei (Rio pearlfish), 1070 nucleotides long. It is a transcript of the gene foxq2, whose product is annotated as forkhead box Q2. The record is from RefSeq and is a predicted model, not a curated record. Lineage: Eukaryota; Metazoa; Chordata; Actinopteri; Cyprinodontiformes; Rivulidae. Gene Ontology annotation, molecular function: RNA polymerase II cis-regulatory region sequence-specific DNA binding; DNA-binding transcription factor activity, RNA polymerase II-specific. The transcript has 2 exons. Gene Ontology annotation, biological process: regulation of transcription by RNA polymerase II; cell differentiation; anatomical structure morphogenesis. Bases 183 to 1070 code for a protein of 295 amino acids.